Drosophila kikkawai is the source of this 534-nucleotide messenger RNA. RefSeq lists its product as uncharacterized. Lineage: Eukaryota; Metazoa; Arthropoda; Insecta; Diptera; Drosophilidae. The record is from RefSeq and is a predicted model, not a curated record.
AUGUCCGAGAACAGAUUUGUGUGGAGCAGUGCUUCCCUUGGGGCACUUCUGGAGGAGUGGCAGGAAAAUGUGACUGGAUUCCGUGGAGUUCGCAAGAACUCCCACAUUUAUAAAGAAAUAGCAGAGAACCACAAAGAGUAUGGACCAACCGCUAAAGAAAUAAAAAAUAAAAUUCAUAACAUGACGAAAAAAUACAGAAGCGAGCUGACCAAGAUGGGGUCAUCGGGAGGAAGUCCCUCUCGAUGGGAACAUUUCCAAGCGGUGCAAUAUAUAUUGCAGGGAGAAAAAAAGAUUGAGAGGUCUCCGAUAGAGAGCACAGAUUUUUCGACAAUGACGGACGUUUUCAGCGAUGAAAGCCAGAUUCCAGCGCCAUCGACUUGCUCUCGAAAGAGACGUUCCGACCAACUUAAUGAGCUGUUAGAAGUGGAAAAGAAAAAACUGGCCGUCAUGGAGAGGAUGAUCUUUUGUCAACUGGAUCAUAACAGCAACCUCAACAACAGUUGGAGCGUUGAAUCUCCCAGCAUAUUCACCUAA